Grammomys surdaster is the source of this 3203-nucleotide messenger RNA. It is a transcript of the gene Ciao1, whose product is annotated as cytosolic iron-sulfur assembly component 1. Lineage: Eukaryota; Metazoa; Chordata; Mammalia; Rodentia; Muridae. Gene Ontology annotation, biological process: iron-sulfur cluster assembly. Gene Ontology annotation, cellular component: cytosolic [4Fe-4S] assembly targeting complex. The record is from RefSeq and is a predicted model, not a curated record. The transcript is spliced from 7 exons. Bases 147 to 1166 code for a protein of 339 amino acids. Gene Ontology annotation, molecular function: protein binding.
CGGCAACAACAGCGGGCACGUCAAUUCCUAGGGCGACAUAUUUUGCAGAAGCUGUGCAUCUGACGGUCUCGGGGUCCUAUAGUGCCCAGCGCGUUUGACGUGUUGCUUCUCUCGCCAACCCCCUUCCUCACCCUAAAGCAGUUACCAUGAAGGAUUCGCUGGUACUGCAGAGCCGCGUCCCCGCGCACCCGGAUUCCCGAUGCUGGUUCCUGGCCUGGAACCCCACGGGGACCUUGUUGGCCUCAUGCGGAGGCGACCGUAAAAUUCGCAUCUGGGGCACCGAGGGUGACAGCUGGAUUUGCAAGUCUGUCCUUUCUGAAGGCCAUCAGCGCACCGUUAGGAAAGUUGCCUGGUCCCCGUGUGGAAAUUACUUGGCAUCUGCCAGCUUUGAUGCUACCACUUGCAUUUGGAAGAAGAACCAGGAUGACUUUGAGUGUGUGACCACUCUUGAGGGUCAUGAAAAUGAGGUCAAGUCAGUGGCUUGGGCCCCAUCUGGCAACCUCUUGGCUACCUGCAGCAGAGAUAAGAGUGUGUGGGUCUGGGAAGUUGAUGAAGAGGAUGAGUAUGAAUGUGUCAGUGUCCUCAACUCUCAUACACAGGAUGUUAAGCAUGUGGUUUGGCACCCAAGCCAGGAGCUUUUAGCUUCUGCUAGCUAUGAUGACACUGUGAAGCUAUACCAGGAAGAAGGGGAUGACUGGGUCUGCUGUGCCACCCUUGAAGGUCAUGAGUCCACUGUAUGGAGCAUAGCCUUUGAUCCCAGCGGCCAGCGUCUGGCAUCUUGCAGUGAUGACCGAACUGUGCGCAUCUGGCGCCAGUAUCUACCAGGCAAUGAACAAGGGGUGGCAUGCAGUGGCUCUGACCCCAGCUGGAAAUGUAUCUGCACUCUAUCGGGCUUCCACACCAGGACCAUCUACGACGUUGCUUGGUGUCAGCUGACAGGGGCCCUGGCUACAGCUUGUGGAGAUGAUGCCAUCCGAGUGUUUGAAGAAGAUCCAGGCUCAGACCCACAGCAGCCUACCUUCUCUCUGACAGCCCAUCUUCGUCAGGCCCAUUCCCAGGAUGUCAACUGUGUGGCUUGGAAUCCCAAGGAGCCAGGGCUCCUGGCUUCUUGUAGUGAUGAUGGGGAAGUAGCCUUCUGGGAGUAUCACCAACCUGCAGGUCUCUGAGCUAUGGCUUGACUUGGGAGUCUUGAUUCUCACAGAAAAUGUCCUAAGACUAUUCCUAGUCAUCCAGAAGACCUGAAGCAUCCUUGACCUUCAUUUAGCUCAGGACCAUUCGCUGUUUCUCUUCCUUGAUAUGAGGAAGCCAUUGGACAGAGCCACGGAACAGCAGUAUAUUGUAUUAAAGUUUUGCUUGAUUUAGGGCAUAAUGUUACAUUUUGGGGGUAAAUAUAUUUAUAAUCAGUAUAUAAAUACAUAUAUGAAUGAGAGCUUUUGAAAUUGUGAGCUUUACAGAAAUAACCCAUCUGUGCUCCACUUCUGUCUUAUAAGGUCAUUUAUCAUUUCUUAUCAUUGAUAACUAUUUGGAAUGUUCCAUCUUCCGAAUUCUAGAGUAGUCCUUGCAUUUAAGACAUGCAAGCUAGCUGUAGUGUUUUCCUAGCACUCAAUCAGCAAAGAUGGAUUAUCCUUGGCUGGAUAGUAAGUUUGAAGCCAGCCUGAGAUAUGAGACCCUUCCUGAAAAAACAAAGACAUUCAAAACUAGAGGAAUUUCCCCCCUAAAAUUUAAGUUUGUUCAUAGUAAAAGGACACCUCUGCUUUUCCUCAGAAACCCUCACAUGCCUCUUGAGGCAUUAUGCUGAGGGAAUCUGAAGAUAUAAAAAGAAAUGAACCCUUAUAAAGAAAGAAUUGGUUUUCAGUGAGGGACAGAAAACAUUAAGACAAUAGCUUGAGGCCCUCUAAAAGACAACAGCAGACUGGUGUGUUGGUACACACCUUCUAGUCCAACACUCAGGAGGCAGAGGAGCCUGAUCUACAAAGUGAGUUCCAGGACAGCUAGGGAGACAGUGACCAUUUUAAAAAACAAAAAAACAAAAACCUUAGACAAUAGCAUGUGUGUGUGCUGCCAAAUCUGUAGUGUUUUUCAGGGUGGAAAGUAGUUAAGAUGUCUGAUUAGCCUGAUUGGGCAAAACACUGAGAAAUGUUUGUGGGUUUGGGUGUGAGUUGGCUCCAAAACUGGAGCCUUCACUUGUUUACACUGUACAAUUGUGACCUUAGAUUUUUGCAAAGACAGUGGAGGCAGUAUCCAGAGCAGUGGUGACUAGUGAUCUGCAGAUUCCUGGGAAUCUUAGGAUCCUUUCAGGGUCAACACUGUAACAUGAUCAAGGAAUGGCACCAGUUAAGUAGCUAUCUGUCUUCACUAUCUUGUGGCCACAGUGAGAAUGGAGCCAGCUUCACUCAAACAACAACAAUGACUAAACAUUGACCAUUGAAAACACUUCUGAUACUGACAAAUGAGAAAAUGCCAUCCAGCCCUUCUGUAAUGAAGGUGGUCUUGAAAAAGUUGGACAGUUGCUACAAGCCAAAUUAGCUAUUCAUGGCAUGCCUUUUUAAAAUCAGAACUAGAAAAUUAACAUUUAGGCUUGUAUAUUUAACUGUGUUCCUAAAAAAUGAACAUACUGAACCUUUCACUGAUAGUGUUCACUGCUGAUGGUAAAUGUUUAAAGACAAAAUUGGAAUUUCCGAAAACUUGUGUUGCUAUAAACUUUAGUGGUAAUGAAAUCAGCAAAUGCAUAGAUAUUUUGAGAUCUGUGGAAUUUUGUGGGUCAUUGUUGAAAUGACCAAUACAGUGGGCGUUACAAAAUCAUUCAGAUAGUGACUCUAAGAUGGGGCAGUGGGUUUAAUACAAUAGUACAAGAUGGCAUGGGUACAGCUCAAGAGCCGGCAUUGCCUUUAGGAAACUUCCACAUAUAGUAGAGCCAAUUAUCUGAAAACUCUUCUAUCCCAACCCUGAAGUUGACAUGCUCAGCUCAGCCACACAACAGACUGAGCACAGACAUAGCUAAAGGUCCUAACUGGCUUCUAUUAAGCUAUGUGUAAAGUGAUUGUAACACUGUAUCAUGCUACUCUUCUCCCAAAAUUUAUUUUUUCCUAUAUUAUGUUAAUGAAGUUUUUUUUUUUUUAACAAACUGCCUUAAUUUUUAAUGUUAACAAGUAUCAAUGAAUACUAGGUAAUAAAAGCUUUUGGGGCUGUGCUUUUAAGUUUUC